Molecule: messenger RNA, 1946 nt
Organism: Cucurbita maxima (winter squash)
Lineage: Eukaryota; Viridiplantae; Streptophyta; Magnoliopsida; Cucurbitales; Cucurbitaceae
Product: beta-glucosidase 40-like
Exons: 14
Coding region: 279-1799 (506 amino acids)
Biological process (GO): carbohydrate metabolic process
Molecular function (GO): beta-glucosidase activity
Source: RefSeq, a predicted model, not a curated record
GGAAGGCGUGUGAACUGACGGACUUCUCCUGAGUUGGAUUUCCACAUAAAGCCAGUAGUGCUCCCGAUUUUAAAAAGGCGGCCGAUUCUUUUCUUUUUGACGCCCUUUCACCACCGUCGCCACCGUCACUACCGACUUCUUCGCGCCCUUCCAUUUCACAUUCUCUCUCCACUUCUUCAAAUUCUCUCCACUUUCUCUCUCUUUCUCUGCUUUUUUCUUUCACUUAUCCAAGGCAUACACCAAAUCUCGACUAUUCGAAUUCCUAAAUUCUUGCCGCGAUGGUUGCCGGAGGAAGAGGCGCCGCCGUUGGCGUCGGUUUGGCGGUGGUAAUGGUGGUGUUAGGGUUUCAGAUUUGUUCUGCGCAGAUUACCAGAAGCGGUUUUCCGAGCGGAUUUGUUUUCGGAACUGCAUCCUCUGCUUUUCAGUUCGAAGGAGCCGUGAAGGAGGACGGAAGGGGACCCACAGUUUGGGACAAAUUUUCCCAUUCAUUUGGAAAGGUAGUUGAUUUUAGCAAUGCAGAUGUGGCAGUGGACCAGUACCACCGUUAUCCGGAAGAUAUUAAACUGAUGAAGGAUAUGGGUAUGGAUGCCUACCGAUUCUCCAUUGCCUGGUCUCGAAUCUUCCCAAAUGGAAGUGGAGAGAUCAACGAAGCUGGAGUUGAUCAUUACAACAAUUUCAUCAAUGCUUUGUUAGCCAACGGAAUCGAACCCUAUGUCACUCUCUACCAUUGGGACCUUCCUCAAGCUCUAGAAGACAAGUACAAUGGCUGGCUCAGCCCCCAGAUCAUAAAUGAUUUCGCGAUUUUCGCCGAGACGUGCUUCCAGAGGUUCGGCGAUCGAGUGAAGCAUUGGAUCACCUUCAACGAACCGCAUACAUUCGCUACUCAGGGCUAUGAUGUCGGUCUCCAGGCGCCGGGGCGCUGCUCCAUUCUUCUCCAUUUUGUGUGUCGGAGUGGAAACUCUGCUACUGAGCCUUACAUUGUUGCGCACAAUGUUCUCCUCUCUCACGCCACCGUCUCUGAUAUUUACAGAAGAAAGUACAAGAGGAGACAGAGGGGAGUGAUUGGGAUCUCGCUUGAUGUUAUCUGGUUCGAACCAGGUUCGAAUUCCACCGAGGACAUUGCAGCUGCUCAACGAGCUCAAGAUUUUCAGCUUGGAUGGUUUCUCAACCCGUUGAUCUUUGGUGAUUAUCCGACCUCCAUGAGAAGCAGAGCUGGAGGGCGGCUUCCGAGGUUUUCACAGCCGCAGGCGGCUUUGGUGAAAGGGUCUCUGGAUUUUGUUGGUAUAAAUCAUUACACCACAUUUUACGCUUAUCAUAACCACACCAACAUUAUUGGGGUUGUCCUGAAUGACACCAUUGCUGAUUCUGGUGCCUUCACCGUUCCAUUCAAGGGCCUGAAAACCAUUGCAGAAAGGGCAAGUUCUAUAUGGUUAUACAUAGUUCCUCGUGGGAUGCGAAGUUUAAUGAAUUACAUCAAGAACAACUAUGGAAACCCACUAGUGAUCAUCACAGAAAAUGGGAUGGACGAUCCAAAUAACCCAUUUAAACCAAUUAAAGAAGCGUUGAAGGAUGAAAAGAGGAUCAGAUACCACGAUGGCUACUUAACGAGCCUUCUGGCUGCCAUUAAGGAAGAUGGCUGCAAUGUGAAAGGGUAUUUUGUUUGGUCUCUAUUGGAUAAUUGGGAGUGGGCAGCUGGUUUCACUUCAAGGUUUGGCUUGUACUAUGUUGACUAUAGGGAUAAGCUGAAGAGAUACCCCAAAGACUCGGUUCAAUGGUUCAAGAAUUUCUUGGCUUCUUAGAAGUCCGAGUAUCUAAAAGAAGGAUAAGCGGAAGGAGAUACUCCAAGGACUCGGUUCAAUGGUUCAAGAAUUUCUUGGCUUCUUAGAAGUCCGAGUAUCUGAAAGAAGGUUAAUGUUACAGUUUGAUGCUUUUGUUUUUGUUGUCGU